This is a messenger RNA of Gigantopelta aegis, 3142 nucleotides long. RefSeq names its product lysosomal alpha-glucosidase-like. The transcript has 18 exons. Gene Ontology annotation, biological process: carbohydrate metabolic process. The record is from RefSeq and is a predicted model, not a curated record. Gene Ontology annotation, molecular function: alpha-1,4-glucosidase activity. Lineage: Eukaryota; Metazoa; Mollusca; Gastropoda; Neomphalida; Peltospiridae. The coding region runs from base 427 to 2301 and encodes 624 amino acids.
GAUCCAAACUCUGCCAGAUAUGAAGUGCCCAUCACUUUACAUAAGGGAGCUGCUCCUGCUACUGCUAGUACUGCUGCUGUAGACUACAAUGUAACAGUAACAGACAACCCAUUUGCAAUUACAGUCACAAGAAAAUCCACUGGGGAACCUCUGUUUGACUCAAGAGGAAUGGCACCUUUGAUAUUUGCUGACCAGUAUAUCCAGCUGGGAACAAAGCAGUCGACACAGUACAUAUAAGGGCUAGGAGAACACCGGGGUAGUUUCCUCCUUAACACACAGUGGUCCAAGAUCGUCUUCUGGGCUCGCUACCAAGCCCCGACUCUCUAUGAAAAUCUGUAUGGAUCUCACCCGUUUUACGUGAAUUUGGAGAAGUCCCAAGCUGGAGAUGUUCAGGCCCACGGUGUGUUCCUGCUCAACAGCAAUGCUAUGGAGGUUGACCUGCAGCCAUCAGCAGACAAGGACCGGGCCGGACUGACCUACAGGACCAUCGGGGGAGUCCUGGACCUGUACAUGUUUACAGGGCCCACAAUGGACGCCGUGGUCCAGCAGUACACGAGUCUGAUUGGCAAGCCCUUCCUGCCACCGUUCUGGGCCCUGGGGUUCCACCUCUGUAAAUACGGCUAUAACAGUUCUCUGAAACUCAAGAAGGUCAUUGCAAGGAACAGGGCUGCCAACAUGCCGUAUGAUGUACAGUGGACUGACAUAGACUACAUGAAGGAACAUCUCGACUGGACGUACAAUAAAUUCUCAUUCGUAGGAUUACCAGACAUAGUGAGAGAUCUCCACAGCCACGACCAGAAAUAUGUUAUCAUUGUGGAUCCAGGCAUCAGUAACACUCAGACUCCAGGCUCGUACCCUCCGUAUGACGAUGGUCUCAAACAGGAUGUCUUUGUUAAGACGUACAAUGGCUCCAAUCUGGUGGGCAAGGUUUGGCCAGGCGAUACAGUGUUUCCUGACUUCUUCCAUCCGAAGGCCGCAGACUGGUGGUACCGACAUGCCAAUACGUUCCAUAACACUCUACCGUUCGAUGGACUGUGGACGGAUAUGAAUGAACCUUCUAACUUUGUUGAUGGAUCUGUCUCUGGAUGUACCAGCAGUAAACUGGACAACCCUCCUUUUGUGCCACCAAACUUGGAUGGAUCUGUGCUUUCUUCUAGAACUGUCUGUCCAUCUGCUAAACAGUUUGUGUCCAGUCACUACAAUGUGCACAGUCUGUAUGGCUUCAGUGAAGCAAGAGCUACCAUGCAGACUUUACAGAAAAUCCUGGGAAAAAGAAGUAUUGUGAUUUCAAGGUCGACAUACCCAGGCUCAGGUCAAUAUGGUGGCCACUGGUUGGGAGACAACCGCUCUGGCUGGAAAGACAUCUACUACUCAAUUCCUGGCAUCCUGAAGUUCCAGUUGUUUGGGAUUCCCUUCGUGGGAGCAGACGUCUGUGGGUUUGGUGGUGUCACAACGCGUGAGCUGUGUAUUCGCUGGAUGCAGCUAGGAGCAUUCUAUCCAUUCAUGAGGAACCAUGAUGCCUUACAUCAAAAGGACCAGGACCCCGGAUCGUUCGACAAGGAGGCCCAGGACAUGAUGCGGUCAGCUCUAGAACUGCGCUACGGUCUGCUGCCAUUUCUCUACACACUGCUGUACAGAAGCCAUGUUGACGGCCUGCCAGCUGCCAGACCACUUGUGUUUCAGUACACCGAUGAUUCUGCUAUUCAGUCUAUUGAUAAACAGUUCUUAUGGGGAACAUCUCUUCUCAUUUCACCAUGUCUUGAACAGGCAGCGACAUCAGUGGUGUCGUUUAUACCGAAUGACAUGUGGUACGACUACUACAACGGCAGUCUGCUGCCAAACACAGACUUGUACGUGACACUGGAUGCUCCACUGAACAGGAUAAACGUACAUGUACGCGGCGGCUCCAUCGUACCGAGGAUGACACCAGCCGUCACCACAAAACAGAUGAGAAGAAAUAAAUUUGGAUUAUUGAUAGUUACUGGUCAUGAUGGCAAGGCUUCUGGUGAACUGUACUGGGAUGAUGGUGAAGUUCUUGAUCCAGUUGAAACCCAGCGAUUCACUUUGAUUUCCUUCACUCUUGAAGAUCGAACUCUGAAUAAUAAAAUAGAAGAGUCCUAUUAUAAACCACCAGAAGGUAUCGUCCUUGGAAACCUGACUGUGAUGGGGGUCACUCCAAAACCUAGCAAUGUCAAGGUCAAUGGGAAAGAUGUGAAUUUUACCUUCAACGACAAAACUGAGAUGCUGACCGUAGGUGACCUAGCAGUGGACAUGCUGAAGCCUUUCAUAGUGAUCUGGUGACAUGGAUCAAAGAAGAAUGUGUUGACAACACCCAACAAACUGUUUAAUCAGCAGUUUCAGGCAUUAACCAAAGUUGGAAAAUAUUGGGUCACAAGAACAUGGAUGUUAGUAUUGUUACAUAAUAAUGUAAAUAAUUAAUAUAUCAUGUGAUUAAACAGAACUUUAAAAAAAUUGUUUCCACAUGAAACCACCUUAAAAUUAAAUUUAUAAAAAAAAUACUUUUUUUUUCUUCAAUAUUUGACUUUUGUAAGUGUAAAAAUUACAUCAUAAGAAACAUUGUUAUGGUAUAAUAUACUUAUAAUAUAUACUGUUGAGUUUGUAUAGUUUGUAUUUGUAAGUGUCAAUUAUUGAUCAUUACUAAGCAACUCUGGAUUAGACAAAAUAUUCUAGUCUUUACUAUUAUAUAAUGUGCCAAAUUCUUAUAUACUAAACUCCUCUAAAAAUGCACCACCCAAUUUUCAGCUUUUAUUGCCAUUGCUAUAAAACACAGAAUAGCCCUAAUCCUUGUAUAUACUUUGGGAGUUAUUUAUUGCCCAUCAGUAUUAGAAUAUCCAGUUAUCCAAAGUCUGUCAAAUGGAUUAUUUCAGCAAAUCUAUCUGGGGCAUUUUCAAUCCAGUUCAGUAUAUUUUACAGACAUAUCCCUGUAUGUGUUUUUGAUUGGAGAAUGGUUGAAAUGUGUGAAUGAUUUGCAAACAUACAUGACAAAAACAAUUCAAAGAUUUUUAUUCAAGCAAUUGACAUGAAUGAAUUUAUGUAUGAAAUCAUUAGUAGUUUUUACUUUGAACAUUUUUGAAUAAUUUAUUGUCAUUUGUAAUUUAUAAAAUAAAAUAUUUUUAUUUUG